Molecule: messenger RNA, 828 nt
Organism: Anopheles moucheti
Lineage: Eukaryota; Metazoa; Arthropoda; Insecta; Diptera; Culicidae
Gene: RpS18
Product: 40S ribosomal protein S18
Exons: 2
Coding region: 108-566 (152 amino acids)
Biological process (GO): translation
Cellular component (GO): ribosome; cytosol; small ribosomal subunit
Molecular function (GO): structural constituent of ribosome; RNA binding
Source: RefSeq, a predicted model, not a curated record
UAUUCCUUCGUUCUUCGUUUCGUCUGUUCGCUCUUUCCCUCUUUUCCGGUGUAUUCAGCCUUUCGCAAGCAGGCACAUUCUGCAUCGCUGGACAAAUUCGAUUGAAAAUGUCGCUCGUGAUCCCAGAAAAAUUCCAGCACAUUCUUCGUGUGCUGAGCACCAACAUCGACGGUAAGCGUACGGUACCGAUCGCACUAACCGCCAUCAAGGGUGUCGGUCGUCGUUAUGCCCACGUCGUCCUGAAAAAAGCCGAUGUCGACCCGUUCAAGCGUGCCGGUGAGUGUUCGGAUGAGGAGGUCGAGAAGAUCAUUACCAUCAUCUCCAACCCGCGUCAGUACAAAAUUCCGGACUGGUUCUUGAACAGACAGAAGGAUAUCGUUGAUGGCAAAUACAUGCAAUUGACUUCGUCCAACAUCGACUCGAAGCUUCGUGAAGAUUUGGAGCGGUUGAAGCGUAUCCAUGCCCAUCGUGGUAUGCGUCACUACUGGGGUCUGCGUGUCCGUGGUCAGCACACGAAGACUACCGGUCGCCGUGGUCGUACCGUCGGUGUGUCCAAGAAGAAGUAAGCGCCCAAGUAAACGAACGGUGAUCUAUCACUCCAUUUGGGUAUGUGUUGUGUGAAGCCGUUAAACUAAAGGACGAAUGCGGAAAUUCUCGGAAUGUAUGUAUAAGCAACAUUCAAAGGGUAGGCGGCAAGAAAAUAAGCGGUGUGAGAUGUGCGAAAAAUAGUAAGAACUAUUAUUGUGGUGUAGUGACAUCCUAUGCGAGAGAUGUACUUUCCAAUAAAUAGUUCUUAUUGAAAAAAGCUUUGAAUCUGUGAGUAGUGUU